GAUGGCUGCAGACGCUCGCUCUUUAGUCCAAUGUUGGAGUGAAUUUGAUCUACCACGCUUACAGAAGGAACUGGACGUGACGGCCACCCAACUGGUGGACCGACAGGACGCGAGCGAUGCAGCCAGGUCCCGACUGGUUCAACUCUGCCGGGACUUCAAGAAGGGAGCCCCCCAAGACGUCCGAACUCGAGUGUCGCCGCUGCUGAGGCACUUCCAGGCCGAGGUGGACCGCCUGGGCAAGCGGAGUCUCGCCGCCGAAGCCGCCUUCCUGGCCCUCUACAAGAGGCUGCUCCGCGUUCAUGCAUCAGGCGAGUGUACCACCGCCUGCCACGCGGGCGUCUAG
Ixodes scapularis (black-legged tick) is the source of this 343-nucleotide messenger RNA. Its product is annotated as protein CASP-like. Bases 2 to 343 code for a protein of 113 amino acids. The record is from RefSeq and is a predicted model, not a curated record. NCBI's taxonomy places the organism in Eukaryota, Metazoa, Arthropoda, Arachnida, Ixodida, Ixodidae. The transcript is spliced from 3 exons.